AUGCAAAAGAUCUUUAAUGGCUUUGAAUUUUAUUUUGUGCCAAAGAAACAAAUUCGUACUCAAGUUGAGAUAUUAAAGAAAAGAAUAGAGGAACGUGGAGGGGCUGUCAGCAGCGUGCAACAGGAAACAACAACUCACGUUGUUCUAGCUAGAGGAGUACGUCGCGAAAAUUAUAUUCCAAAUCCGGAUUGUACACCAAGACAAAUCCAUAUACGUGUCGAUUGGAUAGCUGAAUGUCUGAAGAAUGGUUCUCUGGUUCCAUAUUACGGCUUCCAAUUGGUAAGUGUAUUUUAAAUAUUUUGCGUUAUCUGUGUAUUAAAAAACAAGACAGUAUAUACACUAUAAAUAUGCGUUUAUAUAAGUAGGAUUUGAAUAUCGUAACUUUGAUUUUUCUUUUUCAACUUUCAGCAAAUCUCAAGAGAGGGUGGAACACCUGAUGAAGUACCAGAACCUGAAGUAGCAUCCAAAAGGCAGAAAACAAACCCAGAAGGUAACCUUUAGUUAAUGGAAUGCAUCUACCCUGAAUUAUCUAUGCUAUAUUCAUGCUUUAUUUCCAUCCGACAAGAUGAAAGAAUAUUUUGUGUGUGUUGGUGUUAUGUACUCAAGUGAAUAUGAUGUUUGUGAUGUUAUUCUUACUGAAUAAGUGUGCAUCCUCACCGGGCAAGCUGAAAAGUUAGCUUGGCCACGGUAGGAAUCGAACCCACGACCUUUGGGAUAAUAGUCCAAUCACAAACAUCAUAUCCACCGGAGUACAUAACACCAACACACACAAAAUAAUCAUAUCAUAGACUACACUGAUAUCGAAGGAACUACACUCAGUUCCGAAAUAUUACCCAACUCGAACCGACUUGACCACGUAACUCAGUUGGACUAGUAUCCGAAAGGUCGUGGGUUUGAUUCCCACCGUGGCCAACCUAACUUUUCAGCUUGCCCGGUGAGGAUGCAGACUUCACAAACAUCAAGAUGAAAGAAACCUACUAAAAUCGGAUUUGACAAAUCGGAUAGUGUGAACGGGCCUGUAACCCUUUAUAAAAUAACCAGUAAUUUAACUUUUCCCUACAAGUUCUUUGUAGAAUAAACCAUAUAUUCCUUUGACAAUUUGCAGAACUCAUGGUUGCUUUGACUGGGCUGUCAAAGUUUAAAGAAGCAGUUGAAAAUGUAAAAGAAUUGUUGAAUGAGACGUCACCACUGAAUGGUAAUUUGAGACGAAUUAUUGUGAAUGUUCCAGACAGAGUACCAGAAGAAGGCAUUGGUGUAUUUUUAAUCAACAAAAGGACUGCAGAGAAACAGGUUGGAUGGAUUCCAAAAUCAAAGAUAAGUGCAAUAGAGGACAUGUGUACGAGAGGGUCUAUUAAUAUUACUGGACUGAAUGCCAGAAUAUUUAACUAUAGGGAGAAACAAGUUUCUGAACAAUUUACUAGAAGAGAUCUCUCUGUACUAAUUUCAUAUCCUAAUGUUUGA
Messenger RNA from Paramuricea clavata, 1461 nucleotides. NCBI's taxonomy places the organism in Eukaryota, Metazoa, Cnidaria, Anthozoa, Malacalcyonacea, Plexauridae. The record is from the annotation of a GenBank genome assembly.